AGGGAGAGCGAUGGUCAGUCAGUUGCCAGCGAUGCUGUCGGUGAUUCAACUUGUACUUAUCGCAGGUGUAAGUCAUGCUUGGAAGUACUCUCCUACUGACAAGCCUGAAGGGUGGCCAGGAUUAUGUAUUGAUGGCACCAGACAGUCGCCUAUAGACUUAGUCGCAGAAACAGCUGAGCGCUUUGUGGUUGAGCCUCUAGAGUUUUUCAACUUCAAAAGCCUUAAUGGGACCCUAGAAAACAACGGUCAUUCCAUUGCCAUUCAUUUUGAUGAGGACCAUUGUGACUCUGGGGUGACUGGAGGAAUGUUGCGAGGACUUUACGUCCUACAUGAAAUGCACUUCCAUUGGGACUCGGAACACACUGUAAAUGGAGACAGGUUCCCUCUGGAGUUACAUCUCGUCCAUUACAACAGCAAGUACUCAAGUUUCAGUGAGGCUAUACACCAUCAUCCACAAGACGCCCUAGCUGUUGUUGGGGUUUUGUUUGAGGAGUCAGAGAACGGAACAGAGGCCUUGGAUCCAUUUCUGGAAGUAGUGAAAGGAAUAGCUGGCCGAACUGGGUUGAAAGACCGUCUCCCUUCUCACUUCAACCCUUUAGACUUCCUGCCAGAGGUCAGGAGCAGCUUCUACAGGUAUUCUGGGUCACUAACAACCCCACCUUGCGAUGAGAUUGUCACCUGGACCAUCAUGGAGACCAAAGUGCCUGUGUCUAAAGAACAGAUGGAAAUUUUCAAGCUAGUCCACAUUCCUGGACAUGACAAUGACCCAAUGGACUUCAACUAUCGCAGACUUCAAGACCUCAACAAGCGAGAUGUCUACCUUCUGUCAGACAAUGGAGCUGCUUCUAUAUCCUGUGCACUGAGCCUGAUAGUGUUCUGUCUGCUCAAUACUUGGCUCAGAUGAAGACGUAAACAUGUUGUUAUAAAAACAAUCAAGUAGCAAAUGUCCCAUAUUCUGUAGACAUUCAAAGGUCAAUUACCUACUAUGGGUAUUUCACAUUUGAUGCUCACCAAAGUGUGAACUAUCAACAAUCAGUGUUUGUUUGAUUUCAGAAUAGUUUAUUACCUGAAUAGAAAUAGUUUCCCACCGCAACUUUUGAUUAAACUUUCAUUAUGUUCGCUUGUCUUUAUUUGAUGGAUUAGAUGUUUAUUGAUGUUUAACAAUCAAUAAACAGUUAUGAAUACUCGUCACUGACCUGAGCUUACCUAAAUCUUUUGUUUUAUUUCCUAGUUAAUUAAAAAGAAAUAGUUAGCUAUAAAAAUUGGAGGUGGAAGGAUAUGUUCAAAUCCAAACCAUUGUGCCUUUAAAAUAAACCUCCCUUUCUCUUCUGCUGAUUCAAUACUAAAAAUGUAGGGUUCUGUCUGUUACAUCCAUGAAUUAUCUAGACAAACAUAGCUGUAGGUAUUUUAACUAACUAAAAGACAAUGUUUCAAUUUAAUAUUUCAACAUUAUAUUGCUCUUCACAUUUUUUUUUUUUUU
Molecule: messenger RNA, 1480 nt
Organism: Macrosteles quadrilineatus (aster leafhopper)
Lineage: Eukaryota; Metazoa; Arthropoda; Insecta; Hemiptera; Cicadellidae
Product: carbonic anhydrase-like
Exons: 7
Coding region: 11-904 (297 amino acids)
Molecular function (GO): zinc ion binding; carbonate dehydratase activity
Source: RefSeq, a predicted model, not a curated record